Molecule: messenger RNA, 1659 nt
Organism: Arabis nemorensis
Lineage: Eukaryota; Viridiplantae; Streptophyta; Magnoliopsida; Brassicales; Brassicaceae
Source: the annotation of a GenBank genome assembly
AUGUUAUCUCAAAAUGUUCCGACAAGUAAGGGCAAUAGAAAUGAGCCGAAGAAACAGAACAGAGAUGUUGAAGAUGGGAAUGACAUUGGGGGGUCUGAUGAUGACGCUAGGGUAAAGAGAAGGAAGAAAGAGAUGGAGAAGAAACAAGAGUUGGAACAAGUUGAAAUGAAGAAGCUUGAGGAUUUGUUGUUCGGGUCUCUCUACUCUCCUGUUACGUUUGGUAAGCAAGAUGGUGGUGAUAAGGGAUUUGAAGAAGAAGCAGAUGGUUCUGCUUUGUUUCGUGUAGACCGUUCUGCUGCAAGGCAGCCUACGGAUUACGAGGUGGAUUACGAGGAUGAUGAUGAACAACAUUCUGAUGAAGAGAAAGAUAAAGCCGAUGGAGUUAGAAAAAAGGGAGAAGCUGCGUGGGAGGAUGAAGAAGAGAAACAACUAAAUAUAAAUAUAUCUACUGUGAACCGUUUGAGGAAGCUACGGAAAAAGGAAAAUGAGGGUUUGAUCUCUGGUUCUGAGUACAUUGCAAGGCUGAGAGCUCAUCAUGCUAAGAUAAACCCGGGGACAGAUUGGGCUCGGCCUAAUGCCCAAUUCACUGAUGGAGAGUCUUCAGAUGAUGAUGAUACACAGGAUGGAGGAGUUGAUGAUAUCCUCCGAACAAAUGAAGAUCUUGUGGUGAAGUCUGGUGGUGCCAAGCUGUGUUCUGGUCUUCUUGAGUUCUCUAAACUUGUUGAUGCCAAUGCAGCGGAUCCUUCAAGUGGCCCAAUAAACUCUGUCCACUUCCAUCAAAAUGCUCAGCUGCUUCUCACUGCUGGAUUGGAUCGACGGUUGAGGUUUUUUCAGAUUGAUGGUAAGAGAAACACUAAGAUCCAGAGCAUUUUUCUCGAGGAUUGUCCCAUUCGUAAAGCUGCUUUCUUGCCCAAUGGCUCUCAGGUCAUUGUCUCUGGGAGAAGAAAGUUCUUUUACAGCUUUGAUCUGGAGAAAGCAAAGUUUGACAAAAUCGGUCCUUUGGUUGGUAGAGAGGAGAAAAGCUUGGAACAAUUCGAGGUGUCACAAGACUCGAACACCAUCGCUUUCGUGGGCAACGAAGGCUACAUCUUACUUGUGUCCACAAAAACAAAAGAGCUGACAGGAACCCUAAAGAUGAAUGGUACAGUCCGGUCCUUAGCAUUCAGUGAUGAUGGGAAGCAGUUGCUGAGCUCAGGAGGCGACGGGCAAGUUUACGUCUGGGAUCUGAGAACAAUGAGAUGCUUAUACAAAGGCGUGGACGAAGGCAGCACGUGUGGCACUUCUCUUUGCAGUUCGCUAAACGGAGCAUUGUUUGCCUCAGGAACAGACCGAGGAAUCGUAAACAUUUACAAGAAAUCUGAGUUUGUGGGAGGCAAAAGAAAGCCGAUAAAGACAGUAGACAAUCUCACUUCCAAGAUAGAUUUCAUGAAGUUCAACCAUGAUGCUCAGAUUCUAGCUAUAGUCUCUACGAUGAAUAAAAACAGCGUAAAGCUAGUUCAUGUCCCGUCUCUAACCGUGUUCUCAAACUGGCCACCGCAAAACACCACGAUGCAUUACCCUCGCUGCUUGGACUUCAGCCCCGGAAGUGGCUUCAUGGCCAUGGGAAACGCUGCAGGAAAAGUUUUGCUGUAUAAACUGCAUCAUUACAAGAAUGCUUGA